AUGGUGACCGAUGAUUUGACCGUGACUCCAUUGUGUGUGACCUCAAGCCUUUCUAUUUUGGAUCGGCAGGGAAUACCGUUGUCUGAUGUGGAAGAAUUGGAGCUUAACAUUGGAUUGGAAGAGGCUCUGAGCAUUUUGAAGGCAUCUCUCACCUCGACUUCGGCGCUGACCAAUGGCCUUUUCGAACCAUCAAUAAGAACAGUGAGGCCAAUGUCUGGAGGUACUUUACAUCCGAGAAGCGUGUUUGAUAAAGAAUGCCGUAAGCUGAAGCUGGUUAUUAGUGGUUUCAAGGCCACCAAUAGGUACUUUACAUGCGGACGUCCGUUCAGUGGGAAGCACAAUUUCAGCAUGUACUAUGAUACUGUUAGAUGUGAUUGUGGGAAAACUAUGAGCACACAAACAAUAUUAAGAUCAUGUGAGACUUCUGAAGAUGGCGAUGAUCGAGCUUUUUGCACGAAAGGUGCUUUCUUUAUAAUCAGUGAUGAUAUGCGGGUGGUGCUGGCGGGGCCAGUCUUAAGGACUCUAGCAGAACUUGGUAUUAGGGACACCAAGGGAGCCGAGAUGAGGAAUGUGACAUUCGGAUAUAAUGAGAUUAUAGAUUUGCUUCAAGGCAUGUUUAUGUCACGGACUCCUUUGACCGAUGUCAUAAUCGGCAAAGCUCAAAGUCUUUCUAUUUUGGACCGGCUGGGAAUUCCGUUGUCUGAUGUUGAAGAAUUGGAGCUUAACAUUGGAUUGGAAGAGGCUCUGAGCAUUUUGAAGGCAUCUCUCGCCUCGACUUCGGCGCUGACCAAUGGCCUUUUUGAACCAUCAUUAAGAAAGUGUGUGAAGCAAGAACAACACUGA
Messenger RNA from Striga hermonthica, 843 nucleotides. The record is from the annotation of a GenBank genome assembly. Lineage: Eukaryota; Viridiplantae; Streptophyta; Magnoliopsida; Lamiales; Orobanchaceae.